AUGGCGCAAACACCACAACAACGCCAGGCAAACAUGCGUUUCGCCAAGGCCCAGGAGAAGAGGAUGGGCCAGCCCGUGUCAACGGAGCCUAUAGUGAAGAAGAAGGCGCCUCAGAAGAGCCCUAUUAGCAGGUUCUGGAUCGUUGUUCUUGCCUUCAUACUAGUCGGUGGUCUUCUGUUUGAGGUCCUUAAGCUCUUCUUUUAG
Molecule: messenger RNA, 204 nt
Organism: Alternaria atra
Lineage: Eukaryota; Fungi; Ascomycota; Dothideomycetes; Pleosporales; Pleosporaceae
Exons: 3
Coding region: 1-204 (67 amino acids)
Cellular component (GO): endoplasmic reticulum
Source: RefSeq, a predicted model, not a curated record